CGGCCAAACAACAUGGUUCCAAACAGAAAGUGAAGAAUUAAUAAUAUGAUUUCCAAGACAUAUUUUGCAAUGAUGCACAGUUUCGUCGUAAUAAUCUUUGUCUUCGUGAAUUGUGUGUGCACUUUGGAUAGUAAAGUCUCACAAGCUUCCCACAGUGACAGUCAGAGUUAUUUCAUGACAAUAUGGCACAACAGGCUGUACUUAUACUCAGCUGCUGCACUUGUGUUUGGGGUCUGGUUCUCACUGAAGAUGGCACUAAAGAGGCGAAGCCUGUCCAAUGAAGUUGGCUCCUGGGUCUACAAAGCCGUGAAGAACAACGACUCCUCUGGCAGAGAUGCUGUGGUUCAUGUGUCACGGGUUAAAAUCUUCUACGGCUCACAGACGGGAACGGCAAAAGGGUUUGCAAAAGAGCUGUCAGAGGAGGUGAAGACACUGGGCAUACCAACAGAGGUGAUUGACAUGAAAGACUACGAUCCAGAUGAUCAACUUGCUGAUGAGUGCACCAACAAAUCAGUCUGUGUAUUUCUUGUGGCCACCUACACUGAAGGACAGCCUACGGAGAACGCUGAGUGGUUCUGUAAGUGGCUGGAGGAGGCGUCCACUGACUUCAGAUAUGGGAAGACCUACCUCAAAGGCCUCAGAUAUGCAGUGUUCAGUCUUGGCAACUCUGUCUAUGUUGGCCACUACAACACAGUAGGUAAAAACGUGGACAAGUGGCUGUGGAUGCUGAGUGGCAUGCGAAUCAUGACCAGGGGAGAGGGCGACUGCAACGUGGUGAAGAGCCGUAAUGGCAGCGUCCAGGCAGACUUCCUGGCCUGGAAGGGCAAGUUCCUGAACCGCCUACAGGCCCUGUCCAAGGGCGAGAAGAAGAAAUGCAGUGGGAACUGUAAGAAUGGAGGAACCUGCAAGAACAAGAAGAUAGACAGACAAGAGGAGGAGGCAGCGCUGCAGAAUAACAGCUCAGAGGAGGAUCUGUUGGAGUCCAGCAGUGAUGAGGAGGACUCUGCCAUGCAAGAUGAAAAGAAACCUGGUUCAGUGGUUGACAUGGAGGAUCUGGGCAACAUCAUGAACAGCGUCAAAAAAGCCAAGAGCAAAGAGGAGGGCAAAGGAGACGGCCAGAUGGUAAAGCUAUCCAAGCUGAACGGAGUGAAGAAGACUGACGAUGAAGGGGAAAGAAGAGAGAUGAUCACUCCUACCCUUAGAGAAGCACUGACUAAGCAAGGGUACAAACUAAUUGGAAGCCACUCAGGCGUAAAGCUUUGUCGAUGGACCAAGUCCAUGUUACGAGGGAGAGGAGGCUGUUACAAGCACACCUUCUAUGGUAUUGAGUCCCACCGGUGCAUGGAGACCACCCCGAGUCUCGCCUGUGCUAACAAGUGUGUCUUCUGCUGGAGACAUCACACCAACCCUGUGGGCACAGAGUGGCGCUGGAAGAUGGAUCCUGCUGAGAAGAUCCUGGAGGAUGCUCUGGAGAAGCAUCAGAACAUGAUUCGACAGUUUAGAGGUGUUCCUGGAGUGAAGCCGGAGCGAUAUGAGGAGGGCUUGGCAGUCAAGCACUGUGCCCUCUCUCUGGUGGGUGAGCCAAUCAUGUACCCUGAGAUCAACGCCUUCGUCCGCCUCCUCCACUCCCACCACAUCUCCAGUUUCCUGGUGACCAAUGCACAGUUCCCCAAGGAAAUCAGGAGUCUGGUACCAGUUACCCAGCUGUAUGUGAGUGUGGAUGCGAGCACCAAAGAUAGUCUAAAGAAGAUUGACCGACCACUUUUUAAGGACUUCUGGCCACGUUUCCUAGACAGCCUCAAAGCCCUGGGAGAGAAGAGGCAGAGGACGGUGUACAGACUGACGCUGGUGAAGUCCUGGAAUGUGGAGGAGAUGCAGGCCUACUCGGAGCUCAUAGCUAUGGGCCAGCCGGACUUCAUUGAGGUCAAGUUCAAGGUGGACGGCGAGUGGUGGACGUGGAUCGACUACGACCGUUUCCAGGGGCUGGUCCAGGCUUAUGAGGAGAGUGGGGGAGAUCAGAGCUUCUCAGCCCUGGACUACAUAGCCAAGACACCCAGCUGGGCUCUUUUCGGAGCCCACGAGCAAGGUUUCGACCCUGUCGACACGCGUUACCAACGACGCAACAAAACCAAAGAUAUCUCAGGAUGCUGAUAAAUUAGAGAGGGAGAGGUAGGAUGAAUCCGUACUGAUCUUACAAGUUACAAGUAAGAGUUGGAUGUAAGCUUACUGUUUCUCCCUUUUUUCUCUUCUUUGGAUUUUUAAUUGUAUUGGCUUGACCCCCCAAGAUCAGCCCAAAUUGCCUAAAUCUAUUCAUUCACUUAUUUCCAAGACGUUCCCUUUAAGUUCUUCUUUUGUUUGGUUUAGAUUUCCCCUCUUUUGUUGAAGGAUUCAUUAUUAUACUGUAAGUGUCAAUGGCUUUGAUCUUUAUAACCACUAUUGGCAGCAUAGGGGAAGGUUUACAUUGUUUUAGUUGGACCUGGCAGUGGCUUCAUCACCAGCCUCAUUUCUGACGUUUUCUUUUUUUUAAUAAUCCAAGUUCAUGUGAGGCCACCGCACUGCACAGGACACGAUUAACUGUUGGGAGUAACACCUUUACCUCCACUCGUGUCAUCUGUGGGAGCUACACAUCUUUCCCAGACACCUUUGCUCUCUUCCACCUACUCAUCAGGACAGUAGUUGUUUGUGUUUUGCAGCGAGAGAUUCGAGCAGUGAGAUAAGAGAAUCAAGGCUGCGUCUCCGCUGGGAGCACAGUCGUCUUCUUAAUGCUCUCUUUGUUUUUUGAGUGCAACAGUUGUAUUGUAGUACAUUCCCAGCAGUGUCAGCACUUGGUUUAAGAUUUAUUUAUUUUUUGGCAUUUAUGCCUAGUGGGCAGUGAAGAGGCAGACAAGGAAACAUGGGGAGAGAAAGAUGGGUGUGACAUACAAGGAAUAAAAUAGAUUUCUGUAUUGCGUUCAACGAUAUCAGUCAUUAUAUCACUAAAUCUUAAAGCUCUGAGUUAAAUUGAAACAUAACUGAAUACAAAAAUAAAUGGUUAUUGUACAGCACUUUAAAAUGUUUAAUUUAGCUACAAUUCAGGACAGGGUUUGAUUAUAACUGGUGGUGAUGUGGCUUCAUAUGGGUCUAACUAACAUACGCCUCCCCCGAGUCCAGCAUGCCAGAAAAAAAGCCUAUUACUGAUGUUUUAAUCCAGAUGUAUAAAUUAAGUUCAUUUUAAGUGGUUUUUAUUUGUAUGUAAAUCCAGAUGUAAACAUUUAAGUCACUUUUGAUUUGUACUUUUGUUAAGAUCUCUGUUGCUGCAGUGUCUCCCUGUAGGGAGGAUCGUCCAGAGCAGCAGGUGUGUGUGAAUUAUAUAUCACUGUAAUAAAUGUUUUUG
Molecule: messenger RNA, 3373 nt
Organism: Scomber scombrus (Atlantic mackerel)
Lineage: Eukaryota; Metazoa; Chordata; Actinopteri; Scombriformes; Scombridae
Gene: tyw1
Product: tRNA-yW synthesizing protein 1 homolog (S. cerevisiae)
Biological process (GO): wybutosine biosynthetic process
Molecular function (GO): 4 iron, 4 sulfur cluster binding; FMN binding; catalytic activity
Source: RefSeq, a predicted model, not a curated record